This is a messenger RNA of Labeo rohita (rohu), 1531 nucleotides long. RefSeq lists its product as uncharacterized. The record is from RefSeq and is a predicted model, not a curated record. The transcript has 6 exons. Lineage: Eukaryota; Metazoa; Chordata; Actinopteri; Cypriniformes; Cyprinidae. The coding region runs from base 16 to 1059 and encodes 347 amino acids.
UCGUGCCAAGGUCACAUGGAUAAUGAUCAGCACAUCGUCUAUUUUAAGCAUAACGCGGAUUGCAACGGAGGCACGCAGACUUUACAAAUGAACUGGGAGUGGAGUGUCAUAUAUUCCCAUCCGUUAUGGAUGGUUUCUACGCUGAUCCUGGCCAUAGUCGUGCGCGCGCAGCGGAAAGCUGUGUGGAACCCGCGCGCUUGUCUAGUAAAGUUAAACGGAAAAACUGCGAUUGUCACCGGAGCCAACACGGGUAUUGGGAAGUUCAUUGCUCUGGACUUCGCCCGUCGUGGUGCACGGGUGAUCUUGGCAUGCCGGAACGAGGCUCGCGGGAAUGCAGCUCUGCAAGAAAUCAGAGAAAGCACUGGGAGCCAGAACGUCCAUCUGCGUCUGCUUGAUACCUCGUCGCUCGACUCUGUCCGGAAGUUUGCGGCACGCAUCUUGGAGGAAGAGAAGGAAUUACACAUUCUGGUCAAUAACGCAGGGGCCUCAGGCCUACCUAGUAAGAUCACCGCUGAUGGGCUGGAAAUUACUUUUGCAACCAAUCACAUUGGACCAUUUCUGCUCACCAGUUUGCUUUUAGACCUUUUGAAGAAAUCAGCUCCAGCUCGCAUUAUAAAUGUUUCGUCUAUGAAUCACUGGAGGGGUGAGGUAAACUUUGAUCAUUUUCGUGGCCAAAAUCUUACACAUGCGAUGGAUUCCACAUAUAACCACACCAAGCUACACAACAUCAUCUGGACCAACGAGUUGGCACGCAGGCUUCAGGGCACAGGCGUGACGGCUAACUCUCUGCAUCCAGGCGUGGUUAUGACUGAGGUAAUGAGAAAUUACAACUUCAUAGUGCGAUUCCUCUUCAACUUGGUCGGCUUUUUCUUCUUCAGAACUUCUGAAGAAGGGGCUUUCACUCCAAUAUACUGUGCAGUGUCCGAGGAAACAGAAGGAAUAACUGGAAAGUACUUUGACAGUGACUGUUCCCUGGUUUUGCCAGCACCUCCUGCUAGAGAUCCUGCUCUUGGAGUCAAGGAAUAUGAGAUUUGUGAGAGACUGACUGCUAAACCUUAAAAGGAUAGUUCACCCAAAAUUGAAAAUUCUGUCAUUAAUUACUCAACCUCAUGUCAUUCCAAAGACCUUCAUUCAUCUUCAGAACACAAAUUAAAAAGAUAUUUUUGAUGAAAUAUGAAAGCUUUCUGACCCUAAAUGUUCAAGGCUCAGAAAUGUAGGAAGGACAUUGUUAAAAUAGUCCAUGUGAUUCAGUGAUUCAACCUUAAAUUUAUGAAGUCUUUUAAAAGCUUUAUGUGAGAAACUGACUGAAAUCUAACUUUUGCCCAAUACUAAUUGUUCCAUAAGCUUCAACAGACUCAAACAUGGAUGUUACUGAUUUUUAUAACAAUCUUUUUUAUAGAGCAAAAAUGUUGUUGAAAACGUCUUUGAAUGAAGAACAUUAUAAAUGAAGACUCAUAGCUCUCUUGUACACUCAACAGCUUUUACAAGGAAUUGAUCUUCCUGAUAAAGUUUUUGAUGUUACCUUCUACAA